Plodia interpunctella (Indianmeal moth) is the source of this 1573-nucleotide messenger RNA. RefSeq names its product carboxypeptidase B-like. NCBI's taxonomy places the organism in Eukaryota, Metazoa, Arthropoda, Insecta, Lepidoptera, Pyralidae. The record is from RefSeq and is a predicted model, not a curated record. Bases 25 to 1452 code for a protein of 475 amino acids. Gene Ontology annotation, biological process: proteolysis. Gene Ontology annotation, molecular function: metallocarboxypeptidase activity; zinc ion binding. The transcript is spliced from 9 exons.
AGUGUGAGUUUAUAAGGCUGUACGAUGCGCAUGAGCACCAUAGCGCAUUUUACCUGCGCAGGCGACACUGCCAGUUUAAUCAUGGGAUCGUGGUCAACAACGGUUGCUUUCUUGGUGGUGACCCUAUCUACAGUGGUAAUUAGCACGCCGCUUGACCAAAGGAGCAGCAAAUUCUUCGAACAACAAACUCAAGAGGUACCAGGUGAAAUACAAUCGUUUAAAAGUAGUGAAAGCGCUGAACCAGAACUAAAUGAUAUUGACGUCACUAAAGUUCAUUAUACGGGAGCUCAAGUCUGGACAAUAUCUGUAGAGAUAAACAGAUGGGGAUUUGUAAGUGAAUUAGAAGACAAAAACCUGAUAUCAAUUUAUAAAACAAAGAGCUCAUCUGUGGAUGCACUCAUACAAGCACAUCAGAUACAAGAAGUGAAAACUGCAUUGAGUACAAAAAACUUACCUUUUAAUAUCGUCAUUGAAGAUCUUCAAGUUUUAAUAGACCUAGAAAACCCACCGCUUCAAGAGAAUGCGAUAAAACCCCAAAAAAGCGUAGGUCAUUCUAUGGAUUGGAAGCGAUACCACAGGCUAGAGGAUAUCCACGGAUUUUUGGAUUACCUAGCGGAAAUCUUCCCCGACAUUGCUAGUGUCCAAAGUAUUGGGAAAUCAGUAGAAGGAAGGGAUCUGAAGAUAAUAAAGAUUUCAAACGGAAACCCAUCUAACAAAGCUGUGUUCAUUGAUGGAGGUAUACACGCCCGCGAAUGGAUCAGUCCCGCUACUGUCACCUACUUCAUCAAUCAAUUAGCUGAAAACUUCAAAGCUGAGAGUGACGACAUCAAAAACAUUGAUUGGUAUUUCUUGCCAGUGUUGAAUCCAGACGGUUACGAGUAUACACACACAACAAACCGUAUGUGGAGGAAGAACAGGCGGCCCGGACCUAACAAACGUUGCGUUGGCGUGGAUCUUAACAGGAAUUUUGGAUAUGAAUGGGGAGGCUUAGGCACAUCUGCAGACCCCUGCAGUGAUAUUUACAAAGGAGAGAAGCCCUUUUCAGAGCCUGAAUCUGAAGCUAUUCUGAAAUUCUUCCAAAGUGGGGUAAAGUUCAGUGCAUACUUGACAUAUCACAGUUAUGGUCAAUGGAUAUUUUACCCAUGGGGAUAUGAUAGUGUCCUGCCCCCGGACGCUGCCGAACUUGACACGGCGGGAAAAAAUAUCGCAGCGGCGAUAAAGUCGACUGGGCAAGAUGUCUACACUGUCGGGACAGCAGCUGAUCUGUUAUACCCUGCAGCAGGCGGCUCGGAUGACUGGGCGAAGAGUUUUGGCGUCAAGUACUCCUACACAAUCGAAUUGAAUGAUCAAGGCAAAUAUGGAUUUGCACUGCCAUCCCAGUACAUAGAAGCUGUAGCUAAAGAAAACUUGGCUGGUUUGAGAACUUUAGUGGCUGCUAUUCAUGAGGCCUGAUUUGUUCAAGUUAAAAAUAAAAAGACAAUAUUGUUGUUAUGUAACAUAGGUACAUUACUUUUCAGAAUAAUUAGAAACCAAUAAUCAGUUAGUCUGAAAUAAAAAUUAUGUUCCUUUUUAA